GCUGUAAAGAUAAUGUAAUGAAAUACAGCAAAAGUUGUAUUGAAAUGGGAAGUUUGUGGAAUCCGAAUAUAACUGUUUGUAAAAUAGAGACAGAAUUAGACGUGAAUUUUACAACAAGCAGUCUUGGGCUUGAAUAUUUAAUACUGCUUUAUGAGAGUCAAAAGCAUGAAGUACUUCUUGAAAAAAACAUGGAAGCAAAGGAGGCAAUUCUUCCACGGGUGCAGCUACAACUACAAGUACUGGUUAUAUAUCCAGAAGAGUGUUUUCAUCACACUGUCCUUUCUUUUGCUGAACUCUUGCAUGAGGGCUGCCAGAAUGAUGUUAUUCUAGACAUGUGGGAGAAAAGGAGAAUUGCUGAAAAAGAUCCUGUACAAUGGCUUGCUGCUCAAAAAGCAGCAGCAAAUGGGGUGAUUUUCCUCAGUUCAAACCCUACCACUGCUGCAUGUGAUGUUUCUUGUAAAAGCAUAAGAAACAAUAACAUGGAAAACAUGUUCAUUCUUGCAGUUAACCUCUUCUGCAGUGACAUGACAAAGCAGUCCUCUGUACAAAAAUAUAUGGUUGUUUCUUUCAAUGAGGUGAGUUCACAAGACACUUUACCAAGUGCUCUGAACUUCUGUCCAAAAUACUGUCUUAUGAAGGACAUUGAGAACUUCUGCAGAGACCUUUCUGUUUCAUGCAAUAAGGGGCAUGCCAAGAAAUAG
Messenger RNA from Fulmarus glacialis (Northern fulmar), 701 nucleotides. It is a transcript of the gene IL17RB, whose product is annotated as interleukin 17 receptor B. Gene Ontology annotation, molecular function: interleukin-17 receptor activity. The record is from RefSeq and is a predicted model, not a curated record. NCBI's taxonomy places the organism in Eukaryota, Metazoa, Chordata, Aves, Procellariiformes, Procellariidae.